This is a messenger RNA of Periophthalmus magnuspinnatus, 570 nucleotides long. It is a transcript of the gene smdt1b, whose product is annotated as single-pass membrane protein with aspartate-rich tail 1b. NCBI's taxonomy places the organism in Eukaryota, Metazoa, Chordata, Actinopteri, Gobiiformes, Gobiidae. The coding region runs from base 16 to 315 and encodes 99 amino acids. The transcript has 3 exons. Gene Ontology annotation, cellular component: uniplex complex; mitochondrial inner membrane. The record is from RefSeq and is a predicted model, not a curated record. Gene Ontology annotation, biological process: mitochondrial calcium ion homeostasis; calcium import into the mitochondrion.
CGCCCACAAGAAAACAUGGCGUCGAGAAUACUGCGGCUCCCACUGCUCAGGAUUUUCACCCAAAACCCGGGCACGCUGACCCGAAACGGCGUGAAAACCACAAACAUAUCGAGGGGAACUCAAAGCCGAACCGUAGUGUCAACAUCCUCGGGAGGUAUUCUUCCAAAACCGGAAAAGACUCCCUUCGGCCUGAUCCGGAUGACGGUGGUGGUGGUGCCUUUCCUGUACGUGGGGACGCUCAUAAGCAAGAACUUUGCUGCUCUGCUGGAAGAGCACGACAUCUUUGUCCCUGAAGAUGACGAUGAUGAUGACUGAACCUGGGCAGCAGAUGGUCCUUUUGCAUUAUUGACUGAAACCAGCCUACACAAUGCAGGACAGGACAUAAACUGCACCCCCCCUACCUCCAGUCAUCUGCCCCUUUGCUCUACUGCAACUUACUUUAAAUUAAUGACAAUGCAACAUAUCAUUAUAGUUCAUCAGAUGGUGUUUGAAUAUCGAUGAAAUGCUCUUUAUAUGAUUAUGUGGUUUGCAUGUUUUUGCCUCUUGCCAACUCAAAGCAAUAAAUGAGUU